This is a messenger RNA of Yamadazyma jaroonii, 1488 nucleotides long. The record is from the annotation of a GenBank genome assembly. NCBI's taxonomy places the organism in Eukaryota, Fungi, Ascomycota, Pichiomycetes, Serinales, Debaryomycetaceae.
AUGACUUCUGCUCCUCCUCCAUUAGUUCAUGAUGCUUUAGAUUUAAUUGGUAACACACCAUUAAUCAAAUUGAAUAAGAUUCCUCAAAGUUUAGGUAUCAAAGCCAAAAUUUAUGCCAAAGUAGAAUUAUUUAAUGCUGGUGGUUCUAUUAAAGAUAGAAUUGCUAAGAAUAUGAUCUUAGAAGCCGAAAAAACUGGUAGAAUUAAGCCAGGUUAUACUUUAAUCGAACCUACUUCAGGUAACACUGGUAUUGGUUUAGCUUUAGUCGGUGCUGUUAAAGGUUAUAGAACUAUUAUCACUUUACCAGAAAAGAUGUCUAACGAAAAAGUAUCAGUUUUAAAAGCUUUAGGUGCUGAAAUCAUCAGAACUCCAACUGAAGCUGCUUGGGACUCACCUGAAUCUCAUAUUGGAGUUGCUAGAAAAUUAGAAAAAGAAAUUCCAAAUGCUGUUAUUUUAGAUCAAUACUCUAAUGAAGCUAAUCCAAAUGCUCAUUAUUAUGGUACUGGUUUUGAAAUCUGGGAACAAACUGAAGGUAAAGUUACUCAUUUAGUUGCUGGUGCUGGUACUGGUGGUACUAUCACUGGUAUUUCCAAAUAUUUAAAAGAAAAAAAUUCUAAAAUCGAAGUUACUGGAGCUGAUCCAAAAGGUUCAAUUUUAGCUCAACCUGAAUCAUUAAAUGAAAGUACUGAAUCUUAUAUGGUUGAAGGUAUUGGUUAUGAUUUCAUUCCAGAUGUUUUAAACAGACAAUGGGUUGAUAAAUGGAUUAAAACUGAUGAUUCAGAAUCUUUCAAAUUAGCUAGAAGAAUCAUCAAAGAAGAAGGUAUUUUAGUUGGUGGUUCAUCAGGUAGUGCUUUGCAAGCUGCUUUAGAAGUUGCUAAAGAUUUAACCGAAAAUGAUACUGUUGUUGUCGUUUUCCCAGAUUCCAUCAGAUCUUACUUAUCUAAAUUUGCUGAUGAUGAAUGGAUGAAAACCAAUGGAUUCAAAGUUGAAGAAAAUUCCAAUGCUUCUCAACAAGAUAAAUUCUUAUCAACUAAAACUAUUGGUGAUUUAGUUGAAGGUAAAGCUCCAGUUGUUACUGUUACUUUAGCUGAUACUAUUGAAAAGACUUUCAAUUUAUUACAAUCUAAUGGUUUCGAUCAAUUACCAGUUUUAGGUACUUCAGGUAAAUUAGUUGGUUUAGUUACUUUAUCAUCAAUCUUAAAAGCAUUAUCAAAUAAGAAAGUUCAAAUGACUAAUUCAAUUAGACCAGUUAUCAUUGAUUUUAGAAAAUUAGCAGAUUUCGAAAAAUCUUUCUCCAUUACCAAAGAAUCAGGUUACAGUAAGAGACAAUAUGAAGCUAUUUCCUUGAAAACUCCAUUAAUCUUAUUAAACAAAUUCUUUGAAACUAAUUCUAAUGCUAUUAUCACUGAUGAUGAUUAUAAACCAAUUCAAAUUGUUACCAAAGUUGAUUUGAUUUCUUUCUUAGCUAAGAAUACUUCAUUCGUAUAG